Messenger RNA from Aphanomyces astaci, 1071 nucleotides. RefSeq lists its product as hypothetical. The record is from RefSeq and is a predicted model, not a curated record. Bases 1 to 1071 code for a protein of 356 amino acids. NCBI's taxonomy places the organism in Eukaryota, Oomycota, Saprolegniomycetes, Saprolegniales, Verrucalvaceae. The transcript has 5 exons.
AUGGAACCUUAUGUGCCGCUCAAGGUGGGACCAAACGUCGUGAUCCGAAGCACGUGUAUGCAAACCCCAUGCGUUCUGAAACUUGUUGCAUCCUUGCCUUGGGGAUUUAUCUUGCCUGCAACGCUCAGCACGACUCUGGGAAUCUGUUCCCUGGGAAGUCGCAGCGUGAUCGCUUUGGGCGAAGUCUGUGUCAGCUUGUUGGUGUCGCACCUCCGGCUGCUUCCAGCUCUGUUGAACGAUACGUUCAUUACGACGGUGCCGUUGGUCGAGUCGUCGCUGCUGGCAGUGAACCCAUGGCUGCCAACGCUGGUGCUGUGGUUUUCAAGGUUGUGGGUCCACGAAGAGCUCCGUGGCUUGUUGAAGCUCUGCCUGGACUCACUGCAUCAACUUAUUGCGUCUGUACUGUUUGGAGACUUGACCUUGGCCAACACCUUGGGUUCCAUGGUGACUCUUGCCUCCAACAUUUUGCAGCCCACCGGAAUCCCUCCACAUGUCGGUCUCCACGCCCAGCUGGAGCAAACGUCGGUCCUUGUGCGUACACUCCCAACUGAAAUCUGUGAAGGCAUCGAGAAGAUCCUUGAAGACAAAGGUGUGACCGCCGGCAACAUCACUCAGUCGUUGCUUGAAAAGUUUUUGAAGGACGCAGAGGCCUCCGUCGUGUCGUUGACAUCAGCGAGCAAUUCUACCACGGUCGAAGUCACAGACGAAUCGAUUCCAACCCGCCCUGUACUGGGGGGGCGAUGGCACAACCUUCCUGAAGGUUUUGAGAUGCCAUCGGCCGAUGUUGCAACUGCAUGGCAUGUUUGGUGGUGUGGCUCACCGGUACGCGGUUUGCCCCCGCUGUACAAGCUAAGUUCCCGCGACAUGUCAAAGAAGCAAGCCAAGAUCCUGUGUGAGUGGAGUUUUGCGAUUGAUGAGCUGCAGAAAGUUUAUUUCAGCGCAGCUGAAAGAGAACUGGGUCGUCCAAUCAAUUCUGCCUCAGUCAUAUCUGCCUUCAGCACCAUCAUGACUGCCUUGCCUUCGUCGUGGGACAGACUCAACUGGGACGACAGCGUCGGUUGUCUCAGUUGA